AUGACCCACCCCGAUAUCUCCGUCGACGUUCUCGUCAUUGGUGCCGGUCCUACUGGUCUCGGUGCCGCAAAGCGUCUUAACCAGAUUGAUGGCCCCUCUUGGUUGAUCGUUGACAGCAACGAGACUCCUGGUGGUCUUGCUUCCACCGAUGUGACCCCCGAAGGUUUCCUCUUCGAUGUUGGUGGUCACGUCAUCUUCUCCCACUACAAGUACUUCGACGACUGCAUCAACGAGGCUCUCCCCAAGGACGACGACUGGUACACCCACCAGCGUAUCUCCUACGUUCGCUGCCAGGGCCAAUGGGUUCCCUACCCCUUCCAGAACAACAUUUCCAUGCUUCCCAAGCAUGAGCAGGUCCGCUGUAUUGAUGGCCUGAUCGAUGCUGCUCUCGAGGCUCGUGUUGCCAACACCAAGCCCCAGAACUUCGAUGAGUGGAUCGUUCGCCAGAUGGGUGUCGGUAUCGCCGACCUUUUCAUGAGACCCUACAACUUCAAGGUUUGGGCUGUGCCUACGACCAAGAUGCAAUGUGCCUGGUUGGGUGAGCGUGUUGCUGCCCCUAAUGUCAAGGCCGUGACGACCAACGUUAUCCUUAACAAGACCGCCGGUAACUGGGGUCCUAACGCUACUUUCCGUUUCCCCGCCCGUGGUGGUACCGGUGGUAUCUGGAUUGCCGUCGCCGACACUCUCCCCAAGGAGAAGACUCGCUACGGUGAGAAGGGCAAGGUCGUCAAGGUCAAUGCCAACAACAAGACCGUUACCCUGGGUGACGGUACCACUGUCGGCUACAAGAAGCUCGUCUCCACCAUGGCUGUGGACUACCUCGCGGAGCAGAUUGGCGACCAGGAGCUCGUUGGCCUCACCAAGCAGCUCUUCUACUCCUCCACUCACGUCAUUGGUGUUGGUAUCCGUGGUACCCGCCCCGAGAGAAUCGGUGACAAGUGCUGGCUCUACUUCCCUGAGGACAACUGCCCCUUCUACCGUGCCACCAUCUUCUCCAACUACUCCCCCUACAACCAGCCCGAGGGCUCCAAGAAGCUCCCCACUCUGCAGCUUGCGGAUGGCUCCAAGCCCCAGAGCACUGAGGCUCAGGAGGGUCCUUACUGGUCCAUCAUGUUGGAGGUUUCCGAGUCUUCGAUGAAGCCUGUCAACUACGAGACUCUCCUGGCUGAUUGCAUCCAGGGUCUCGUCAACACCGAGAUGCUGAAGCCCACUGAUGAGAUUGUCUCCACCUACCACCGCCGCUUCGACCACGGCUACCCCACCCCCUCCCUGGAGCGUGAGGGCGCUCUUACCCAGAUCCUGCCCAGACUCCAGGAGAAGGACAUCUGGACCCGUGGCCGCUUCGGUAGCUGGCGCUACGAGGUCGGUAACCAGGACCACUCUUUCAUGCUCGGUGUUGAGGCUGUGGACAACAUUGUCAACGGCGCUGUCGAGCUGACCCUCAACUACCCUGACUUCGUCAACGGUAGACAGAACACCGAGCGUCGGCUGGUUGACGGCGCCCAGGUUUUUGCUAAGAGCCAGGCGCAGUAA
Molecule: messenger RNA, 1533 nt
Organism: Aspergillus niger
Lineage: Eukaryota; Fungi; Ascomycota; Eurotiomycetes; Eurotiales; Aspergillaceae
Exons: 6
Coding region: 1-1533 (510 amino acids)
Source: RefSeq, a predicted model, not a curated record